CUUGUUCAACAGUGGAGCCUCCAGCACGGAGCGCACUACACACGCAUGUCCCGCGUUCUCUUUGCGUGGAGCCCCAGAUGAGGAGCUCACACGUCCGGGAAUGACAGCCGCUGUCAUUGCGAGUGACAGCUUUCACUCGGACUCACUUCACUGACUCAGUGAAGCCCCAUCUACAGUUACAGCAGAUCCGAAGCGGAUCCACUUCUACAGACCGGGACUAUGCCAGAGAUGGAGAAAGGGAGACCUCCAGAAAGUAAACGCAGCAGGAAACCCGCGCACCCCGUAAAGAGGGAAAUAAACCAGGAGAUGAAGACUUUUGCUGAAAGCACCAUGAAUGAGCUCCUGGGAUGGUAUGGCUAUGACAAAGUAGAUCUCAGAGACUCCGAGGCCAAUGAGAUCAGGAACUACAGGGAGAGGCGCCAGCAUGUAUCUGUGUUAAAAGAAAACUCCUUGCCAAAACCCAAGACCGCGGACAGCAAAGUCAGUCACUCAGUCCUUGCAAUGAAAAGUGGUGAGAAGGAUUCGUCCAGAAUCCCUUCGUCACCUUCCUCUUCAUCGACAAGCACAUCCACACCCAAGGAGCACAAAAGUGCACCUGUCAUUGUCCCUCUCAUAAAGCCAUCAGCAGUGGACGACGUGCAGAAUGUGCAGAUAGUGUGUGUUUGGUGCCAGAAGGAAGGUGUCAAGCGCUACUCUCUAUGCAUGGGUUCCGAGCUGAAGAGCUUCUGCAGUGAGAAGUGUUUCGCCGCCUGCAGACGGGCCUACUUCAAGCGCAAUAAAGCCAGAGAUGAAGACCUUCAUGGUGAGAAGUCCCCCCUGCACCCCCAUACGGAGGACUCACCCAGGCUGGUGAUGAAGAUAAACAGCAAUGUUAGAUCUCUCUCUCCUGUAAUGCAGGUGUGUGAUUGGUGUAAGCAUGUCCGACAUACCAAAGAAUACCUGGAUUUUGGAUCUGGAGAAGAGCGACUCCAGUUCUGCAGCACCAAAUGUCUCAAUCAGUACAAGAUGGAUGUUUUCUACAGAGAAGCCCGUGCUGCUCUUACGUGUUCCAGUCCGGCUAGAGCCGGCCAGGAGGGGAGAUCGGACACCAGUAUUGCCGGGCAAAAACUUCUCACUCCAGAAUCUUGGAAUAACAGCAGUAGCACAGGGGAAGCGCAUCAUAGAAACAUCUCCCCUAAGGGGCCUACACCAAUCUUGGGCUCAACAGAAUCAUCCUCCAUCUCCCCAUCAGAGUCGUCAUCAUCAUCUUCAUCUAAGCUACUUGGUUCUGUACAGAGGACGGGGGACAGGUCCAUCCAACAACCACCUCCUGCUUUGGCGGUGUCACCUCACCCUACUCUUAUCUCUCCUCCUCUUCCACGCCCCCCUUUAGAUCAUCAGCCAAUUCCUCAAAUGCCAAUGCCCUUCAUCAGGCCUCCUCUUCAUGCCCAGGGCCUCAGAAGCCCCCUUGCCAACCAUCCAAGACAAUCAGGCCCCUCUUCUAGCCCUAUCCACAGAACCCCCCACUCUCCACACCUGCAGCCUCCCAAUUCCUCCUCUAUGAACCCCCCAGGACUGAUGCACCCCUUCCCUCGACCCUACUUCCCUGGCUUACACUCCCCUCCAGUGAACAUGUUACCUAGAGGCCCUGUCCCGAUACCUCCUAUAAUGAACUUAGGCAUUCCUUCCUUUAGUCCACUCCUACCACAGCCCACUGUCCUGGUACCUUACCCCAUUAUUGUUCCCCUGCCUGUCCCAAUACCCAUUCCAAUCCCGGUUCCAGUGCCUCCCAAAACAAAUCAUGAAAUCCCAAACCACAGUGGCGUUAUACAGCCUGUCCCAGAGGGAACAGACAGAUGUAGAACCAUGCCCGCCAAGGUUCCAUCUCCUGGAAUACCUGAAGGGAAUGCCCAAUUUGUACACCACAAAGUGGGUGGAAACUUGUCACAUGGUGACCCCAAUUCCAAGGACAUGAGUUGGGUUAAAUCAGAGAGGCCAUUCCCAUCCCCAUCAUCCACAUGCCACAGUGGGACAUCGUCCCCCAGAGCACAGUACAACACAUCCCCUUUCUCAACACGCAGCUCGGAAGGACUGAUAGACUAUAAACAACAACAGCAGCAGUCAGAACGACAAGUUAUACAAAGGGUACUACAAAGAACCCAAGUGAAGCUGGAACCUAAUGCCAGGGGAUUACAGGACUUCUCAGGGUUGGAGGAGUCACGCACUGUGCAGAGUAUCAAAUCAGGGUUCCAUGACAUCAUCCAACCCCCCAAAUCUCCUUCACAUGACACUGUAAACCAAAAUAAGGACUCUCAUGUGUCACCUCCACCAAGCCCUACAGUGAACAACCACCCAUAUGGUGCCAUGUCUUCUGUCCUGAAAUCUCAGAGCCAUGGUCCAAAUGGGAUGUCCUCUGUACAAUCCACAGGCAGUUCAGACUCACUCUUACCCCAAAGAGUAUCAGCACCCCCAGCAGAUACUGCACUGACUGAGCAGGAGUCCAUAAAAGAGAACAAGUGCUCUGUUGUCGGCCCUGCACGAGUUGAGGGUCCGGUAGGUCAGUCUGAAGAGCCUUUAGUCACAGAUGCAGGAGAGGACCCCCAUUUCCCAGAUGAGGACCAUGCCUAUGCCCUACCCACUGCACCAAAGACAGGUGGGAGCCCCACCCCGCUGCUCUUGCCCAAACUCAGGGACAAGGGUAGCUUGCGAAGCCCUGCUAAUACACCCAAUUCUGGAGACAUGGAGCCAGCUCAGAAGAGGAGAUGCUUGCGCAUCCGCGAUCAAAACAAAUAACAGACAGAGCACCCCUGUUCAACACAGGAUGGCAGUGCCACAUUCAGUACCACGCCCUCUGGUGGACGACGCCAAUGCUAACACCUUCCCGCCUGAUCCCCACAGCCCACCAGUGUUGCAUGGCCUGUGGACCAGCAGGUUGCCAAAGCCAGAAGCAACCCACAUGGCCACAUGACCACAAGUCUCCUUGGUGUGCGAGGGGGAGGGACACAACACAAUCGCAUGUUUUGGACCAAAACAAGUAUCCCCGGCUAGUGUUGUGUCCAAGGACUGUUUGAGACAGACGAUCGUUUAAGAUUUUGUCCCUUGAAGUGUGUUGGUGUGCCCAGAUGUGAUUGUCUUCCUCCUCCUCCUCCGCCUCCUUACUCCACACAGCAGACAGGGCACUGAUCAGCCUUGUGUGGUCUUCUCAGAUGGAGCCCGAACAUGAUCUCUUUCCAGGGGAAACGGCUUGUUUUCUCUGCCCAGCUUGCACAAAGAGCCACAUUGUUCCUCUCCCCGUAUACCACACGGACUCCCCACUCCAGGUUUUGGGUUACCUGGCCGACGGAGGCUCAGACUUCAGGAGCAGGAGGUUUUAUUUUUAUGACCGACAGCUUGGAAUACAGGAUACCCUUCUCCUCUCCAUCUCCCUGCCCAAUCUAAAUACACUAACACUUGGGUUCUGAGGUUUGGGUUCCUCACUAUCCACUAUCCGCUUGUUCUGCCUUUCAGGGAGGGAUGAGAUGGGGAAAAAAUCAUCACAAAGGGCUUUUUGGUUAAGACUGAUGACUGAGCAGUUUAUGAUAAGAUGUCUACUGAUGACUGAGCAGUUUAUGACAAGAUGUCUACUACUGUAGAUAUAUGUUAAAUAGUGUAUAAAAAACAUAGAUUAUAAAACAGACUGAUCUACUGAUACACAGUAGCUGGGAUGGUGUGUGUGAUCACUUUAGUGGUCCAUGAAUGUCAUUUAAAAGACCCCGCCCAUCAACAUUUGGACAGCAAAUCAUUUUUCCAAAUGGAGGGACAUUUGAUCAAAUUUCCUUGAGCAACUACGGGGAAAAAAAUAAUUCAUCAACGACUGUAUUGACCUGAAUAUAAGACUUUUACCCUAGAAAAAUAAUCUGAAAACGACAGGUUGUUUUAUAUUCAGCGAUUUAUACAUGCCAACCCGCAGAUGGCGCCAAACGACCUCUCUGCGAGCAAGCUUUUCUUCCUGUCACUCCCUCACACCACGGACCAUUAGAAAUGCAGCCACAAAAAAGUGACCCACUCGAAAAAAAAGUGUCCCAAAGGUUUGGCAAGGUAGCAGACAACAGAUGCGUAACUGCUAAGCAGCUAAAAAAAUAUAUAUAUUUUUUUUAUCGUCCACAAAAAUAUGAAUAUUGAAAAGGGUCAUCUUAUGUUCAGGUAUGUCUUAUAUUCAAGUCAGUACGGUAAUUAAUUGUUGCUUUUUUACAGGAGAAUGUUUCUCUGCACUCCUGUUUCCACGCCAGUGUUGUAGCAGAAUAAUGCUGUCUGGAGGAGUUGUGCCAUAGCAUGGAUGUAGCUCAGCUUCCCAUAGCUGAUAUCAUGUUCUUCUUCAGACAGAAAACUCAACAGCACUUUUGUUGGUGGCAGCCAAGUAGUGCACUCUAUUUUUAAUCAAUGAUCAAUUAAAUGGAUUAUUUUGCUCGUCCCUAGUUUGACGUCUUUUUAACCCAAAUAUUGACGUAAAGGCAGUUUAACUGAUCUGGAUUCUGGCGUUUUUAAAAAAAUGACUCUAAUAACAUGAUUCCAGAAAAAAAAAAAGAGUAAUAUUACCAAGUGUGGUGUUUUUAUAUAUAUAUGUAUAUAUUCAAGCGUUAAAUACUGCAGUAUGCAGUGAUCAGUAUUACAAUCCCUUAUUUUGGGAACACAUCCUGGGAUUUUAUCCAGCAACACUUUCUUGCUGAUCAUCACAGAGACACCCAUCAAUGUUAUAAUAAGUUAUGACGUUACAUUACUUUCACAAAAGUGCUUUCAUUUGUCUAUUAUUCCUCACAUGUCAUAAUUAUGAGUGCCGAUGCUGUCAAAUGAACUUUCUGUUUAUACGGUUAGGUCCAGACGUUUUUGGACAAUGACAUGAUUUUGCCUUUAUACACCACCAUAAGCGUUGUCAAGUAAAACCAUGUUGUGAUUGAAGGCAAAAUCAUAGUACUCCAUUUUAGUCCUGGGCCUAAUUGUACACUGCAUCCCCACUAGAGAGCAGUAUGUGCUUUGGAAAUAUUACACCUGUUUGCUUUUAGCAAAAAAAAACAAAAACACCAGGAAACACUAACAAUGCCACCAUGAAAUGCCAAAUAGAUUCUCUGCCAGGCCAUUAUGUUACCUAUCACACAAACAAGAUCACGCCUUCUGUUGACGGGAUAAGUCACAUGACUCAAUAGAAUAACAUCCAAAUAUGACUCCCGCUUGUGCCAUCAUUCCAGAACUUUACAUCCAUUAGUGUGUCCUCCAUCGCUCAAGCGUGAGUGAGCCCACUGUGGCAACCCACGUCACGUCACCCCACUCAUUCCACAUCACAGGCCAACAAGACAAAAAAAUGACUAUUUGUGGAUUUAUUGCACAUGAUUUUUGGUUUUAAAACGAUUUAGUGCCACCGUUUUGUUGCUCGUAUAGCCCGCUGUCUGAAUGGAUAUCACAGGUUGUUUGUAUUUGAACUCUUUGUAAAGUUAAAUCAAUAAUAAAAAAAAAAUAUUCCAAGCAGCAGCAUAAUGUCAAAUCUCAAGUGUCAUGUAUCCUAAUUGUGAAUGUGUGUUUCGCUAAUUAACUGAUUCAGGGACAUGACAUGACGGCAAGAACCUUAGUUGCAAAAGAAAAAUCAUCUAUUUUUAGCAACAGCAGCAACAUGUCUGCAAGGCUGUGCAUCAGCAUUCCUAAAAUACUGAAAGUCAGUGGAGGCUUUGAACAGAUUGAUGAGAUAAGAGGGCAGGAAUUCCGGCUUGGUGGGGGCAUGUGUCGGGGGUGUAUCCCGACAUGGAGCAGGAUGGAUGAACAAAACUGGUGGACCAGAACACUCCAAACCCUUACCAAUAAUAAAACGUGUAUGGUGAAGAAGCUGUGUGACUAUUCCGCGAAAAUAAAACCCCACCGGAAGUCACUGACCUUGAAAAUAAAAGCAACAAACAUACGAGUGUAAUACUACUACUACAUUUAAACCCCAUCUUUUUUAUAUUCAGCUGAAAUCUAGCAACUAUAACAUUCCACCUGUUUGCUGACCUUAAAAAUAGCUAACAUACGCUAAUGUUUGAUCAUAUUUCAGAGUUAUUUAAGUAGCAGCUGUUUGGAUGAGAG
Molecule: messenger RNA, 6066 nt
Organism: Dunckerocampus dactyliophorus (ringed pipefish)
Lineage: Eukaryota; Metazoa; Chordata; Actinopteri; Syngnathiformes; Syngnathidae
Product: sine oculis-binding protein homolog A-like
Exons: 7
Coding region: 220-2772 (850 amino acids)
Biological process (GO): animal organ development
Cellular component (GO): nucleus
Source: RefSeq, a predicted model, not a curated record